Molecule: messenger RNA, 768 nt
Organism: Ipomoea nil (Japanese morning glory)
Lineage: Eukaryota; Viridiplantae; Streptophyta; Magnoliopsida; Solanales; Convolvulaceae
Exons: 3
Coding region: 16-765 (249 amino acids)
Molecular function (GO): protein dimerization activity
Source: RefSeq, a predicted model, not a curated record
UCUCCUCUUCAUUUGAUGGCAUAUUUGUUGAAUCCUUAUUACCAUUAUAAGGAUCCACAACUUCAUUUGGAUGAAGUUGUAGGUGUUGGGGUUGUUGAUUUUUGUGAUAUUCUAUUCGUCAAUGAUUUUGACAUGCAAAAUAAGAUUUUAAGUGAAGAAUUGUCAAAAUAUAAGAAGAAGGAGGGGAUGUUUGGAAGAAGUAUCGCAAUCAAAGCAUGUGGGGUGAAUGAUGACAACUUUAAUCCCGCAAAUUGGUGGUCAACUUUUGGUAUCUCAGCCCCUUUAUUGAGAAGAAUAGCCAUAAAGAUUCUUUCUUUAACAUCUAGUUCUUCGGGGUGUGAAAGAAAUUGGAGCACGUUUGAAGGGAUACAUACAAAGAAGAGAAAUAGGCUUGAAUCAAAUCGUCUCAACAAUUUAGUUUUUGUCCAAUUUAAUGCUACUUUGAUGAACAAGAACAAGCAAGAUAAAAAUAUUGAAAAGUUGGUUGGUAGUGAUGCAAGUUUAGCACAAGAUUGGAUUGUGGAAAAUGUUGAGAAUGAUGAGAAUGAGCCGGGAAUGGAUUGCAACAAUAAUGCUAUAGAAGUGGAUGAAGCAUUACAACCCCGUAGAAGUGCUAGAUUGAGGGAUCUUGAUGAAGAUAACUUUGAAUCGGAAGGGGAAAGUGAGGUGGAAAUAAAUGAAGUGGAGUUUGAAGAUGAUGGGCAACGUGUUAUUGAGCAAUAUGGACAAGAUGAAGAAAUUGGCAAUGAUCCUAUUCAAUCAUGAUUC